Pristis pectinata (smalltooth sawfish) is the source of this 6966-nucleotide messenger RNA. It is a transcript of the gene smyd5, whose product is annotated as SMYD family member 5. Lineage: Eukaryota; Metazoa; Chordata; Chondrichthyes; Rhinopristiformes; Pristidae. The transcript is spliced from 13 exons. Gene Ontology annotation, molecular function: protein binding; histone H4K20 methyltransferase activity. The coding region runs from base 32 to 1270 and encodes 412 amino acids. The record is from RefSeq and is a predicted model, not a curated record.
GUUCAGGGGUCGGAGUUGAGAGGAGAGGGAGAUGGCGGCUCCCAUGGGCGAGGUGUUCUGGCUGUGCAGCGAUCCCACGGAGGCCGGGACCCGGAUGGAGGUUCGGGAGGGGGGGCCCAAGGGAAAGGGACUCUUUGCCACUAAGGCUAUAAGGAAAGGAGAGACGAUCUUUGUGGAGCAGCCCUUGGUUUCUGCCCAAUUUCUCUGGAACGCCUUGUACAAGUACAGAGCAUGUGAUCACUGUAUGAGGUCGCUGGAGACAGCCGAGGAGAACAGCAGAAGACUGUCGGGAAAUCCCAGCCUGAACCUUCCCCAUCCAGAGCAGUGCACUGUCCGGAAGGAGCUCUUUGAUACUUGUCCUAUGUGCCAGGUACUCUACUGCAGCACUGAGUGUAAACAGGCUGCACUGAAGCAAUAUCAUCAGGUCCUGUGCCUUGGUCCUUCAAAGGAUGACCCCCAGCACCCUCUGAACAAGCUGCAGGAAGGAUGGAGGAAUAUGCAUUACCCUCCAGAGACUGCGAGCAUUAUGCUAAUGGCCAGAAUGGUUGCCAUAGUGAAACAGGCUAAAGACAAAAGCCGCUGGAUGAAGCUCUUCUCUCAGUUCUGCAGCCGAACGGCCAAUGAGGAGGAGCUGAUCGUUCAUAAACUGAUCGGGGACAAGUUCAAGGGUCAGCUGGAAAUGCUACGGCAGCUCUUCACCAAAGCUCUGUAUGAGGAGAGCCUCAGCCAGUGGUUUACACCAGAGGGAUUCCGCUCGCUGUUUGCUUUGGUUGGAACCAAUGGACAAGGCAUUGGGACCAGCUCACUGAGUCAGUGGGUCCACGGCUGUGACGCACUCGAGCUUCCUGGGCAACUUCGAGAGGAGCUGGAUGGGUUCAUUGACCAGUUGUACAAAGACAUCGAGAGAGAGAGCGGCGAGUUUCUGAACUGUGAGGGAUCCGGACUGUACAUCCUACAGAGCUGCUGUAACCACAGCUGUAUCCCCAACGCCGAAACCACCUUUCCGGAGAACAACUUCCUCCUUCACCUGACUGCACUACAGGACAUCCUGGCCGGGGAGGAGAUCUGCAUCACCUACCUGGACUGUUGCCAACGUGAGCGGAGCAGGCACUCCCGGCACAGGAUCCUCAGGGAGAACUACCUGUUCGUCUGCUCCUGUCCAAAGUGCGUGGCUCAGGCCGAUGACCCAGACUUGACCUCGGAGGAAGAGGAGGAGGUGGAGGGUGAGGCAGAGAGCGCGGAGCUCGAGGAUGAGAUGACGGAUGUUUAGAGCAGUCGGAGUCCGGGGGGAGGACUGUGGCUGAGCACCUCUGUGUCACUAAUGCAAUAACCACACUGAGACAUCCAUUACAUGCUCACGAACCCGCGCGCGAGGCACUCGGUCCACCUCACCGGCAGGCUGGUCACUUAAUCAGGCCAGUCUCUGAGUGAGUGGGAAAGGAUUUGGGGGAAAAUGGGAGGGAGGAGUGGGGGGAGGGGUGCUGGUUCCACAGAGGGUGUCUGCCCCCUCUCCCCGCUCCUGCUGUGGAGGGCGUGGUUCCUAACGCCCCACAUGGCAACGCAGGGAAGUCACGAUCACUGUGUGCUCCAGGGCUUUCUCCUGAUGGUCCCCCUUGGCAUUGCAGUGGUGGUUUUGCAAGGGCAGUGGACGAGGCAGGCGGUAUGCAAAGGCAGCUCUCGCUGCAAUCUCAGUCAACUGACCCCGACGGCAGCACCCGGUGUGGCCCACGGGAAAGGUGGGGCCUGGGGCCAGCACCUGGGGGGAGCUUGGGUGCUGGGGUUAUGGUGAAGUCCAUGUCCCACGGCUCAUGGGGCGGAGGGAGUCAGCUUCUCGAGCUGGGUAGGAACGGAUGGUGUCUGCUGUCGGGCAAGGGACUGGCUUUUUGUGGAACAUUCAUUCUCAGUCUAACUGCUGGGAAAUCAUGUGAAACAUUUCAACUCGGCAACUGUGUGUUUGUGUGAGAUACGGUGUGUGUGUCUCUGUGAGAGAGAGGUGUGUGUGUGUCUGUGUGAGAGAUAUGGGGGGUGUGUGUCUGUGUGUGUGAGAGAGAGAGAGAUGGGGGGUGUGUGUGUCUCUCUCUCUGAGAGGGUGUGUGUGUGUCUGAGAGAGGGUGUGUGUGAGAGACGGGGUGUGUGUGUGUCUGAGAGAUACGGUGUUUGUGUGUGAGAUACAGGAUGUGUGUGUGUCUGUGUGAGAGAUACGGGGUGUAUGUGUGUGUCUGAGAGAUACGGUGUGUGAGAGAUAUGGGGGGUGUGUGUGUUUCUGUGUGUGCAUGAGAGAUACGGGGUGUGUGUCUUUGUGUGAAAGAUGGGUGUGUGUGUGUGUCUAUGUGUGAGAUAUGGGGUGUCUGUGUCUGGGGGGGGGGUACGGGGUGUGUGUGUGAGAUACAGGGUAUGUGUGUGUAUGUGUGAGAGAAAGAUGUGGGGUGUGUGUGUGUGUGAUACGAUCUGUGUGAGUGUUUGAAGGGAUGGUACCAGGAGUGCCCGACACACCUGUCCCCAUGGUGAAAGUCACCAGCGUGGCCUGUGAACCACAUUUGCAUUGCCAGCCAGCCUCGGUGAGAUACGUUCAGCCAUCGGAACGUGGAGCCAGACCUGGCACUGUCGGGACUGGUUUACACACAGGACAGCGAGAGGUUCCCCACUGACCGGGGUUCCUGCUCCCACAAGGUGCCUGCCAGGGAGCAACUCCUGGGAGGACGAGAGUGAAUGGGGAAGCACCUUGAGGCGGCAAAAUGCAGGUGUGGGGAGGGAGAUGACCCCUCGUGUGAUCGCGGACUGCUCACUCCUACUGGACAGUGCGGUGUGGUGACGGUGGAGGGCAGGAUUGUGUUGUGGCGUUACCCUUGUGUGGAGCUGGUGUAGGAAUCCCACGCCCCAGGAGACAAUGAGGCUGGAGAGGACAACAAGGAGAAAUAGAAUAUUUUUUAUGUUACAAUUAGUGGAGAGAAAAGAGAUUCUAUAUAAACACUUUCCUUUAAAACAGACAUCGUUGAUUAGUCGGACCAUCUCUGGGUCGGUCACACACGAGCUGACAAUAUCAGCCACUGUCCCAAAGCACUGAGGUGCAACCCAGUUUAAAUGUGCUCAAUAAAGGGUUUAAGAAAUAAAUCGGGACUGUGUUCUCUCACUCUCUCUCAUCCUCUGACAUGUUCAAGCUGCUGAUCUUUAACAGGAGGCUGACUGUCAAUCAGGCCCUUCGGCCCACUGAGUCUAUGCCAACGCAUUUACACUGAUCCCAUCUCAUUCUCCCCACAUUCCCAUCAACUCCCCCAGAUUCGGCCCACUCACCCACGCAUUGGGAGCGGCCGAUUAACCCACCGACCCUGCACGUCGUUUGGACGUGGGCAGAAACCGGAGCACCCAAGGGGAGCCCACGUGGUCACAGGGAGAACGUGCGAACUCCACACAGCGCCAGAGGUUGGGUUCGAACCCGGGUCUCUGGAGCUGUGAGGCAGUGGCUCUACCCGCUGUGUCACCAUGCUCCCUGUACCUGCAACCAGUAAAUCGUUCCCGAAAUCUGUGGGUGAGCACGUUCUGCGCUGUCCCUGAUGAGGCCGUCAUUGUAACGCGAGGGUAUUAAUAAACUUACAGAUGGGUAAAUGGGGUUCAACACAGGUAAAUGUCAAGUAAUAGUUUUUGGGAGGGAGGUCACUUAUGGUGCGGAAGGGACAAGACUGGGUAGUGUACAGGAACACUGGGAUCUGGGAGCACAAACACACCAGGAGUUGUGCCGCAGGUUAACAAGGCCACAGAGGAAGCAAACCAAGCGUUCCAGGGAUAUUUCCAGAGAGAGAGACAGAGAGAAAUGCUUGCUACAGAAAUACCCAAGGCCAUGUGGAGGGUGCAGAGAUUUACAAGGAUCAUUACCAGAAAGGGUGUACCACAAGGACAGAAUGAACAGACUGGGUCACAGAGUAACACAGCACACAAACAGGCCCUUUGGCCCAACUCAUCUAUGCCAACCAAGGUGCCCACCUGAGCUGGGCUCAGUUCCCCGCAUUGGGCUCCAAUCCCUCUAAAUCUUUCUUAUCUAUGAACCUGUCCAAAUGUCUUUUAAACAUAACCUCUACCAAUUCCUCUGGCAGCUUGUUCCAUAUCCCCAGCACCCUCUGCCUUGUGUGAAAAAGUUGCCCCUCAGGUCCCCUUUAAAUCUUUCCCCUCUCACCAUAACCCUGUGCCCUCUAGUUUUAGACUCUCCUACCCCAGGAAAAAGGCUGUGACCUUCCACCCUGUCUAUGCCCCUCAUGAAUGUAUAAACCUCUGUAACGUCACCCCUCAGCCUCCAAUGAUCCAAGGAAGACAGUCCCAGCCUUUCCUUAUAACUCAAACCCCUCGUGAAUCUUUUCUGCACCUUUUCCAGCUUAAGGACACCCUUCCUAUAGCUGGGCGACCAGAACUACACACAACGCUCCAAGUGUGGUCUCACCAACAACUUGUACAGCUGUAACAUUUGGGACUUAAAGCUCCCAAUUUCUUUCACAGGCACACAGGGCUUGUUCUGACAGCGGAGUGGGAUGUCCGACAUGACCUCUCCUCCCUGACCCCUCCAAAUCAACCUAUACCCACCCUCACCACCUAAAUAAGUCAAUGACUUCCACUCUAUCAGGUCCCUUUGCUUUGGAGGAAUGGUGGCUUGGUUGUGACCCAAUGAGAGCAAGUGAGAUAGUGGCCCAUUCAGCUCCUUGUGUCUGCUCCACCACUCAACGUCACAGCUGAUGCACCUCAGUGCUCCUCUCCUGCACUAAGAUGUCCCACACUGCUAUCGAUCUACAUCCUGAACAAUGGCUCCACAGUGCCCUCCAGGGCAGAGACCCAAAGGUUCAUCACUCUCUGGGUGAAGAAAUUUCAUCCUGGUCCUGAAUGGUCAACCCUUUGUUUUGAGACCUUAAUCUCCUUAAUACCUCAGUCAAGGGCAUUGUCCCUGCAUCUACGCCAAUGAGCCCUGUAAGAAUUCUGUGCAUUUCAAUGAGAUUACUGCUCAUUCUUCUAAACACUGGAGCGUUGUCCUAGUCUGUUCAAUCCCUCCUUGUGCAGUAAACUUGCCAACGCAGGAGCCCGGCUGGUGAAUCUUUGCAGCACGGCUUCUAUAGCAAGUCCCUCCUUUUGGAGGUACGGAAGACCAGAACUGGACCCAGUAGUUCAGGUACUGACUCAUUAAGGCCCUCUACAGUUUCAGUAAGGUGAGCAAGAGAGAUUCCGGGUCUCAACCCAAAACAUCAACCGUCCCUCUGCCUCCACAGAUGCUGCCUGACCAGCUGAGUUUGUCCAGCAUUUUUUUUAAGCUACAAUUUCAGAAAGACUUCCUGACUCCUUUUCAGAAUUAAGGCUAACCCACUAUUUGCUCUCCUACUCAGUGACUGUGUACCAGCACACCAGACCCCUUUGAACGUCAACACUACCCAAUCUCUCGCCAUUUAACAAAUACUCUGCUGUUUUGUGUUCACUAUAAAGGCAGACCUCUCAUUUUUCUGCCUGAUAUUUCAUCUGCCCACGUUCUCCCCCACUCAGCAUGUCCACAUCCCCCAAAGCCUCUUUACGCCCUGCUCCCCACUCACAAUCCCACAGUUUUGUCAGCAAACAUAACGUUUGGUAACCUUGGACGAAUCAAUGAUACAGAUUGUGACUCGUUGGGUCCAAGCACCAAUCCCCCGGUAACCAGCCUAUCAAUUCCCACUCAUUGCUUUCUGUCUGAUGACCAAUUCUCAAUCCACAUCAGUAGAUCACCCCAACUCCAUGUGCUUUGUCCUUACUGACUAACCAACCUCCCUUGUGGGGCCUUUUGAAAACCUGGACAUCCAAAUACAUCCUCUGGUUCCCCGUCUCUGUUCUGCAAGUCCCAUCCUCAAGGACUCCAGCAGAUUAAUCAAAUGAGAUUCUCCAUUGUGACUGCUCAGUCCUACUAUCCUUUUCAAGAUGUUCUGUUCUGUUCCAAUCCAGUGACCCUGCUCCUCGCUCACUCUGAGACCCAUUUUGUUCUGCUGUAAACAAGGAGACUAGAACAUGAACCCCAAAUGAAGUCUCGCCAAAUGUUAUUUUCAGGGGUUGUGUGAAUCACAGGCAAAGCUACCUCUUAUUGGUGCCUAAACUGUGUGCCUUACUGGGCUACUUUGGAGACUUUAUUUUACAGAUCAGCCUCAUUACUGUGGGUCCCAACUCACACUGAAGUCAGAUGGGGUCAAGACAGAAGAUUUGUUCUCCUGAUGCCACCAGUAGACCAGAUGAGCUUUCAAUGAUGAUCUGACUAAAGCUGGUGACCAUUCCCAAAACUGACUUUUUAUUCCAGAUUUAUUUGUUAACUCUAUUUAAUGAGUUCAGUUUAGUUUCAUAGGUGCAAUGAAAUUCCUUGCUUGUGUUAAGAUUAACUUCCUCAUCUGUCGUGGAUUUGAACCACGCACCAUGGAAACAGGCCCUUUGGCCCACCGAGUCUGUGCCAACCCUCGUCCAUCCAUUCACACUGAUCCCACUUUAUUCUUCCCACACUCCCAUCAACUCCCCCCAGAUUCUACCCCUCAACUACACGCCAGGGGGCAAUUUACAGCGGCCAAUUAACCUACCGAUCCACACAUUGUUGGGAUGUGGGAGGAAACUGAAGCACCCGGGGGAAACACACACGGUCAAAGGGAGAGCGUGCAAACUCCACACAGACGGAGGCGGAGGGCAGGAUCAAACCUGGGUCGCUGGAAAUUAAGGAAGUGGCUCUUCCCGCUGUGCCACUGUGGCUCCAGAGCUGCCAAUUACUAUUUCAGGGGCUCACCGUUAGGCUACAGAACCCACGUGAGCAGGGAUAGUCAGCCACGGUUCCUGCCCCAGUUCCUCCUGGUCACAGGACAGAAGGGCCCAGAUGCUGACCCCUGGGUCAGAGCAACCUCCACUGAGGAUCGGGCAACAGGUCUACCCCGGAACCUGCGGGAGAGGCUGAGUGGGGAACAAACUGCUUAGGAGCUGAAACUGAAGGAAGGAUUC